Molecule: messenger RNA, 410 nt
Organism: Arachis ipaensis
Lineage: Eukaryota; Viridiplantae; Streptophyta; Magnoliopsida; Fabales; Fabaceae
Source: RefSeq, a predicted model, not a curated record
CUGGAAGCCGCCGUCGUCCUCUCUGCGCCACCGUCGUCCUUGCCACAGGGUCAGCCGCUGUCAUGUAUGGCAGAGCCAGAAAGAGAGAGUUCAGGAGCAGAGCAAGAAAGAGAGAGAUUUUAGGCUGGGCUGGGAGUCCAACCACCGUGUCCAGCCGCCGUCUGUGUUGCCGGUGCCGCCUCCGCCGGAGCUGUCGCCAUCAGAAAGGGGCUCAGGCCGCCGCAGGUGUCACUGCCGAAGAAGGGAGCUGCAUCUCUGUGAUUCCGACCGCCAGGAGUGGUUUUGUGACGUUAGGGACCACCGCCGGAGCUUCUGGCUACUGCUGCCGUCGCCGGAAAAGGUUGUCGUUGGCGCGAUCGGAAAUUGUCGUCGCUGCCGCUUGAGGUGGCUGCCGGGCUGCCGGAUCCGAG